Sphenostylis stenocarpa is the source of this 1164-nucleotide messenger RNA. NCBI's taxonomy places the organism in Eukaryota, Viridiplantae, Streptophyta, Magnoliopsida, Fabales, Fabaceae. The record is from the annotation of a GenBank genome assembly.
AUGACCCAUGACAGUGUGCAGUUUAUUCUUUCAACCAACGAUAAAACAAUUAAAUUGUGGAAGGUUAAGGAGCAUAAGGUGAAACGAGUUAUAGAAAUGGCACCUCCUUUGUGUUCAGAAAAUAUGCUUUUGGCUGAAAGAAGUUUCGUACCAGAGCUGGAACUCAAGUCUGCUGCUAAUGGUUAUCGUUUGGAAUGGAUACAGAAGACGUCUCCGAAUCAUUUGCCAAGUCAAGGCGUUGAUAGCGAGGUUAGUGGAAGGGAAGAUCCUUUUCGUGCAAAAUGCCAAAAGGUGUAUGCUUUUGCUCACAGUUUCAAUAUCAACUCCGUCUCAAACAAUAGUGAUUAUGAGACCUUUGUCUCGGCAGACGACCUUAGAAUCAAUUUGUGGAAUCUUGAUAUCAGUGAUCAGUGUUUCAACAUUAUUGACAUGAAGCCAUCAAACAUGGAGGAUCUUACUGAGGUUAUAACAUCAGCUGAAUUUCAUCCUAUACAUUGUAACCUCCUGGCAUAUAGCAGCUCUCAAGGUUUUAUUCGUCUUUCUGAUUUGCGACAUGCAGCAAUAUGCGACCAUGCUUCUAGAAUAUUUCAACAUGGACAGAGUUAUGGAUCAAAGUCAUUUUUUACAGAAAUCACUUGUUCCAUCUCAGACAUUAAGUUUUUGAAUGAUGGCCAUCAACUUAUAAGUCGCAAUUACAUGAAUAUGAAGCUUUGGGACAUGCGUAUGGAGUCAUCUCCAGUGGCAAUAUUCAAAAUUCACGACCAUCUGCGUCCUAAGUUGCCAGAGCUAUAUAAUAAUGACUGCAUAUUUGAUAAAUUUGAGUGCUGCUUUAGUGGUGAUGGACUCCAUUUUGCAACUGGUUCUUAUAGCAAUCUCUUGCGGAUAUUCUCCCGAGGCUCUGGGAGGGAGGAAGGGAUCAAACUAGAAAUUGGAGGAAAUUCUGACAGGAAGGCUAUUGACCAAGCUAAGUCAAGGGUUAGAAGACCUUCUCUAAGCAACAUAAUACCUCGUGGAAUUUACCAGCACGCUCACCCCGAUUCACAGUCUAGUAGUGCUGACUUCACUUGUAAUUUACGCCCCAAGUUGCUACAUGUAGCUUGGCAUCCUUCAUGCAAUCUAGUUGCAUGUGCUGCUGAAAGUAGCCUAGUCUUGUACUAUGCGUAA